CUCACCUGUUCACUUCGCUUGAUCAAAGUAUUUAACUUUUUACUAUGGGUUUAAGUAGGAAUAUUGUCAGUUGUAUAAUUGUUGGUGAUGGUAUGGUAGGAAAAACAUGCUUAGCUAAGAAAUUUUGUGGACAAGAAAUUGCAGAUAAUUAUGUUGCAACCAUUAUGGAUACUUUUACUGGAACAGUAUCAGCUUAUGGACAAAAAUAUACAAUUAACAUCAAAGACACUGCAGGACAGUUUGAAGACUCUGAAAUGAGAGAAAUGGUUUACAAGGAGUCCAAUGUAUGUGUCAUCUGCUACAGCGUUUUAGACAGGGAUUCUAUGGAGAGUGUAAAAUCACUGUGGGUUCCAGAGAUUAAGAACUUUUCCAAGAAAGUGCCUAUUGUGCUUGUAGCUACCCAGUCUGAUCUCCGAGAGAAGGAUAAUACUGAUCAUAUAAAUAGAGCCGAAGGAUUAAAACUUUCCAAGGAAUUGGGUAUUGAACAAUUUGUUGAAACGUCAUCUUUUAAGAAUGAUGGUGUCAAAGAGGCAUUUGAAACUGUAGUGAAGGCCUUAGUUAUGAACAAGAAGCGUAAAGCAAAAUGGCUGAAGCCAGUAUUUGGAUCUUGAACUCAAAAUAUAAGUCUCUGCCCGGAGACUUGUACGUACAAAAUGAACUUCUGAAUACAUCAGACUAGGCACAUUCGAUGAAAUUCGAAAUGUCCGAGCGCAUGAUAACCGCACGUAUGAUGAUAGAGAUACAAAUAUAGAAACUUACUAUGUCUACCGUGUGACAUUGUAUGUACAACAUCAAUGGAAAUAGAAGCUAUUUUUAAAUAUAAAUUAUAAAGAUCUUAAGAUAAAGACAAAGAAAAACAAAACAUAUGUAAUUAGUAACAUGAACAAGCAAAUUGUUUUCCAAUAAAAUAAUUUGACAAUUUUUUA
Molecule: messenger RNA, 926 nt
Organism: Mytilus californianus (California mussel)
Lineage: Eukaryota; Metazoa; Mollusca; Bivalvia; Mytilida; Mytilidae
Product: cdc42 homolog
Exons: 2
Coding region: 45-611 (188 amino acids)
Biological process (GO): small GTPase-mediated signal transduction
Molecular function (GO): GTP binding; GTPase activity
Source: RefSeq, a predicted model, not a curated record